Molecule: messenger RNA, 1836 nt
Organism: Amaranthus tricolor (Joseph's coat)
Lineage: Eukaryota; Viridiplantae; Streptophyta; Magnoliopsida; Caryophyllales; Amaranthaceae
Product: protein MAIN-LIKE 1-like
Exons: 3
Coding region: 151-1167 (338 amino acids)
Biological process (GO): meristem maintenance; meristem development
Source: RefSeq, a predicted model, not a curated record
UAGCAAAUUGGUGGAGAUAUCACAUGAAAGAUCAUUAUCCCAUUGAAAAACAUGUUGAAUUGGUUGCAAAUUUGGAUAAUGCGAGGGAAGUCAUGAUAUUUUUAUGAUUUUUAUAACACUUAUGGCGAUGAAAAACACGUAACAGCGAUCAUGGCGAUGCCGGGCCCAGUUGAUCCAUCAGUGCUUACGCUUCAGGCGACACACAGGAGCAUAGCUGCGUGGGAGGGCUCCACUGCCCAAUUGGUUACUCGUCAGCACUACCAGGCGAGUACGUUACGGUGGGAGGUGGAUGACAAGGUAUUAGACGUAGUCGAGCUAGCUGGUUUUAGAUACAUUCACCGGUUGUUGGGCGGGGGCUUAGAGCUCGAUCGAGCACUUAUCACUGCAUUGGUGGAGAGGUGGAGGCCGGAGACACAUACCUUCCACCUCACAGUUGGCGAGGCAACGAUCACGUUGCAAGAUGUGGCAGUUAUCAUGGGACUGCCGGUUGAAGGACAAGCAGUCAUUGGUCAUGGGGAGGGAAAUUGGCCAGCAUUAGUACAUGAGCUGCUAGGGGUUUGGCCGGAAAACCCUCAAGACCCCUCACAGCCGAAGAUCAUCGUUGGAUCGUCAUUGAAGCUGACUUGGCAUCGACAGCAUUUUAGCGCGCUUGAGGAUGAUGCAGAUGAUGUGACGGUUGACAGACAUGCCCGAGCUUACAUUUUGUACCUGUUUGGAUGCAUCUUGUUUCCGGACAAGAGCGGCGACUCGGUACAGUUGAUCUAUCUCCCUCUACUGGGAGACUUGGAGCGCGUAGAUGAGUACAGUUGGGGAAGUGCUACCCUAGCGUAUCUGUAUCGUAACUUAUGUCGAGCAUCUCGUAAGGGUGCCAAGGACAUGGGUGGAUGCUUGAUGUUGUUACAGAUAUGGUCAUGGGAGCACAUUCAUAUAGGGAGGCCCAUUGUUCGGACGGUUCGACCGGAUGGGCAACAUGAUCAGGAAGAUGACGCGGAUGAUUUUGAACCGAUAUUAGGGUCACAGCAUCGGCGCGGGAUGGAUCCUUUGGCAGUAAGCUGGCUUCGCGUAUAUCUUUCGAGAUCCCACUCCCCACAUACUCUCGUGUACUACAGGGACGCACUAGAUCGACAACGGGACGAGCAGAUUAGUAACAUUUACUAUUUGUAUUAGUUAUGAAUAAAUUGUAUACAUUACUAAGCAUAUUGAUUUCUAUUACAGAUGACAUGGCAGCCUUACACAGCGGCUAAGAUGGAAGCUCUACCGCACAUAUGUACAUCGGGCCACGAGAUUUGGAGAUCGCGUUGUCCUCUUAUUUGCUUUGACAUCGUCGAGCUACAUCUCUCGGAUCGUGUCAUGCGUCAAUUCGGUUUGGAGCAGGUAAUUCCGCAAGCCUGUGACACCCAACGUCAACUACAUGCGAUCGAUCGGAGGACUGGGGACAAGAACUACCUCGUACGACAUAGAUCACAUGUAGAUGCGUGGAACGACCGAGCAUCUACAUUGGUUGGAGGAGAUAACUUCACAGGUCAUAGCUCUGCUAUGUACAUAAGUUGGUACAGGCGCAUCUCCAUAUUACGCCUAACGAACAUCGCAUUUGCGCAGCCAGGAUCACAUUACCAUUCGACAUCUACGUUACUGGCUGAGCGCAUCCGAUCGGUGUUGAUACAAUGUAAUGACACGAUUCAAGGGGCCGCUACAUCGCCAGUUGACGUGGGCUAUCGGCUAUGUUCUCAGACCUUAGGCUCCAUUAAUGCGUCGUUGACCGAUGCAUUGAGUCAAGCGGGUUAUGAGUACCUCAUACCGACUCCACCCGUCAUUGGCGACGUAGAUGACACAUUC